Messenger RNA from Oncorhynchus tshawytscha (Chinook salmon), 1426 nucleotides. RefSeq lists its product as uncharacterized. The transcript is spliced from 15 exons. Bases 167 to 1426 code for a protein of 419 amino acids. The record is from RefSeq and is a predicted model, not a curated record. NCBI's taxonomy places the organism in Eukaryota, Metazoa, Chordata, Actinopteri, Salmoniformes, Salmonidae.
AGUCGUGAGAAGGAGCCGUCCCCCUUUUUUUGUUGUUGGAUGAACUACUUUUAAUUAAUUUACUCCUUAUAUAUAUUGCAUCUAACGGUGUCGGUUUCUCACUCUUUAUAACCCGUAUUGUCAACUAAGAAGUGAUCCACUUUUCAAGCAAAGGUUGUUUGGAGACAUGAAUCCAGAAGACGUGGUUAUCAUUCUCAGUGAUGAUGAUGAUGAUGUGUCCAUCAACGACUCGGUCUACAUCGUCGAAGACAUCCAGAACAACGUAUACCCAGUAGAUCAGUCUAACUGCAGCAGGUCACAUGAUCCUGAAGGAGAAGAGGACCUGGUCGUGACCUUCUGUCAGAGAGGAGAGGUGCUGCCUCACGCACGCUAUGACUGUACCGCACACACCUUCACACCAACAGACAGUGAUGUAGGAGGACCAAUAGAAUCCAACCAGCUCUUCUGUCACCAGUGCUUCUGUUACGUCUGUGACAAGGUCGCCUCGGAGUGUUCUGUGUGGACUGUGUCAGGAGUGUGCCACUGCAACGCCCAUAAGAGGAGUGUGUUCUGGAGCAACAAGAGAGACAAGGUGGUUCUGGGAUACCUUCAGAUGUUUAACUUCAACCUGCUGGAGAUCGACAGCGACCUCCGACUGGCAGAGUCCUUACUGCUGCAGUUGGAGGAGGAGUUGUCCAAAGAGUACGCCUCCUUCCAGAGGGGCAUGGCUGUGAGGGGAUUGGCUGUCCAAUGUGCCUGUCACUGCCACACAGCCAAUCGUUUGGAAUGCGGGAACUGCCAUUCAAAUCACCUGCUGCUACUGGUCUACGAUUAUUCGCAGGUGUUUGAGUGUGUGUGCCGCUUCCUUGGACGUGCGGAGAGAGAGAGACCGAGAGCAGCAGCUGUUAUGAGACUUGGAGCAGCUCAACUCUUCAUUACACACUGUCAACCUCCUGGACCAGUGAUUUCCCAUCAUCUUGAGGCCAGGACAGCGGAGGCCCUGCCCUUGCUGCUAACCAGGGUAAUGGAGGCGGUGCGGAGACAGAUGGUGGAGUGUGACUUCAGUCCAGAGUUUCUCCAGAAACUUCAAGGUUUCUACCAGACCCUCCCCCUACCUCCCAGCUGCAUCGCUCUGAGAAACAGGCUGUGUGUUCUCCCCCUGGCUGUGUGUUCUCCCUGGUCAGAUGUCCUGCUGGUCUCAGUGUUCAAGGGACAGACCGUUAAUGUGUUUGUUCCAGGCUGUGUGUUCUCCCCUGAUGUCCUGCUGGUCUCAGUGUUAAAGGGACAGAACGUGGCGGGGAUCCGACCAGGAAAAGGGAAGAAGGAGCCGCUGACUGAAUCUGCCGCUGUUGUCCUGCUGAGAGCUGAAACAUUACAGAGACUCAACAGGUACAGGGAGUUGACCUGUUACCUGAAGGUGGUUCAUAGUGGGAACACAGAACUGUAG